UUACUACAGAUGAAAAAAAGGGCUUCUGGGAUUUUGAAGUUGAUAGCUGCAGUGAGGGCAAUGGCCAAGUCAAAAGCUUUGGCUCUGAAGUCCAGGACGAACGCCAUGAAAGCUCGGUUGGUUAUAUUCUCGCUUGUGAUGAACAAGAGGUAUGUGAUGAGCACCAUUUCUGAUAAGUUCCAAUCUCUUCUGGGGCAUCAUCAUCAUUCACGUGUUAAAGAAGUUCAAGAUGUUGUUGAUAGCGUUGAGAACAAAUGCACCGUGGUGGUCAAUGACAGUGCACACUUAAGUGAGGUUGUUUCCGAUGUUGUUCCUGGUGAGACCCAUGUGGUAGUGGAGGACAAGAAUGAUUAUGAUUAUGAUGAUGGUGAAUGUGAAUGUUACAACGAUGAUGAUGACGGUGAUGAAGAUGAUGAUGAUGGCAACAAGUACCCGGAUCUUACACACACAAUGUUUGAGUCAGAGGAUUCGGAUAUUGGAGGGUCUGUCAUUGAAAUGGUGAAGAGUUCAAAGGAAGAAGCAGGGCAAGAGUUCAAGAUGGAGGAUGAAAUUGACCACAUGGCUGACCUUUUCAUCAGGAAAUUCCGCAAGCAAAUCUUGCUGCAGAAACAAGAUUCUCUUAACAGGAACAAUGAGAUGCAGAAGGUGCUUGAAAGUUGAAACUUGUAUUCAAAUUUUUUUUGUAUGUUGUAGUGGUGAAACCUCAUCUCUCCCGUUAUUAAUAUUUUAAAGAAAAUGGGAGUUUAUUUGCUCAGAAUGCUUUGCCUUUACAAGAACAAGUCAUGAAUGAGAAGUGGUUAUUUUCAAGAAGAAUAAAAUAGAACAUGUUGGGGUUGGAA
Molecule: messenger RNA, 839 nt
Organism: Vigna umbellata (rice bean)
Lineage: Eukaryota; Viridiplantae; Streptophyta; Magnoliopsida; Fabales; Fabaceae
Source: RefSeq, a predicted model, not a curated record